CUCGUAGGACGUACAACUAGAAUUUCCUUUCAGUCAAAAGAAGAGAAAAAGAACCACAAAAAUGCAGCGUUUCUUUGCUGCCUCGCGAGGGGCACUUGCCAGGUCUUACAACGCAUCUCCCAGUGUUGUAAAUGGCCGCACCACGACAAGGGUUUUUGGAGGACUCCAAGCUCGUUUCUUUUCCAGUGCCUUGCGGCAGGCGACAGAAGAUCUGCGAGCAAGCCUUCUCCAGAAGCCUGUCAUCGAUCUUGAUGCCGCUGGUCUCGAUGCAGCAAGUAAAACAGCCUCUGAGCCGGCAAAGCAGGCUGCUGUUGAGGAAGGAGCAUCAAACGUACAAACGGAGCAAAGCAUCUUGGAUCUCAAGGGUAAGUCUCGAUAAUGUGCUUAGUGAUACAGUGCAAAUUGUCAAUGAGAAGAAGGAUUGAUACUUCUACGUACAGUGUAGUUACCCGCUUAGACUACUAACACGCGCUACCAGACAUCCAUUAUGGCACAUUCAGGUCUUCUGACCGCUGUAGAAGAGUUUCAAAAUGCGACCAAGAAGGCAAUGAAGCAUCCGCCAGAACGGGUGAAAGCGUUUGAGACUUUUGUGGCGCGAAGUAUUCUCCGGCAUACAGCGGAGGGAACCUCAUCGGAGUCUAUGAAAGCCUUUGCCAAUUCGAUUAGCCGCGCAUGGACAGCCGCUUUGGAGAGCACGCAGUUUCAUCCUAGAGGAAACAAGGGGAAUGAGAUGGCUCUUGUUUUUGCCGGAGAAAACCACCUACUGAAAGUCUUGUUAACAGCAGCGGUCCGAGCUCUUGAAGGAUAUGGCAAAGUUGCAAUUUUGGCCAGCUCGACUGCUCACUGUGAGGAGCUGAAAGAGAUGUUAAUGCAGAUAGGUGGAUCUGGACCGACAACUGGAUCGUUACCGAUCUUGUUGUCCAACACUCCUUCACUGGUUGUAGAUGGAGAACGAGAACCGGACUCAGAUGUCAUCGUCAAGAAGCUCCUCAGUACAGCAGCUUGUUUCGAUUUUGCUCCUGCGUCGGUUCGCAAAAUGGCAGUAGAUGCUGGGAAUUGCCGUGUAUUACUACCUCAGACGCUUGAUGUGGAGAACGACUCUCUGCAGAGUAUCACGCAUGGAUUGCAACGACGCGCGGCUGCGGAUUGGAAGGUAUUAAUUUGAGACGUUCAUCAUUCCACUUUUCGUUUCUUAUUCGUACCAGGAGGUACUAUUUUUACUAACUUUGUCUUUCGAACUGAGUCAAACUCUGAGAACGCUAUCUAUUAUGAACAUCAUCUCUUUGUUUAGCAAAUUUUGAUCGCAAACCCGACAGGACCGCAAAGAAGAUUUCUAUCGAUACGAGAUGGCGGACCGCGCCGACGAACUCCUCUCCCUACUACCUCCUGCGGCUCAGAAACCCUUUCAGGACAUGCUUUCUGGCGUGUUCGAGUUGAUUCGCACCUUCUACCCUACACAAGAGCAUCCAGAUAGCUGCAUGGCUGAUAAUGAUCGUGCGGCAGCAGAAGGAGCAUCUGAUUCCCUUCUACGCAAGGACCACACUUUACGUUUCCGACCCAACAUACACUUCUGUCUCCAGUCUGAUGGAAGUUCUUUACCAAAUGCCCUGACAAAGAUGGCUGUCCUUGCAGAUGCGAUGCCGCCAGAAGUUUUUGCAGCUGCAAAGAAAGAUCCUCAGUCGCAAUCGCAACAAGGACCUCCAUUGACCUUGCACUUGCUCAGCCACAAAGGUGCAUCCACAGCAGACGUGACAUGGAACAAGGACCCCUUGCGUGGUUUCUUGAGGAUGUUAAAGCGUCGUCCCGACGUCUGGCGUGUGGUCGAAAAACAGAUUGAUGUUGACAACCGACAAAGUGGAUGCAGUGCUUCUCCGUGGGAUGCGAUUAGCUUCGAUAGUACUCCUGAUCAUAAGGCUCCUGAUGCGAUGUUCUGUCCUCCGCUCUUUGUCGGCGUACGUGAUCCGCAUUUGUUGCCCCAGUCCUUCCAGCACCGACUCGCAGAGGCAGAGGGCGCGAUUCUACCAGACUUUCCGACAGAUUGUCUCUCACUCUUGAGACUCUUCACGGUGGAGCAGACUGUGGCGGAUGCAGACGGGAGGCCGGUUGCUUCUUAUGACGAAAACAUAAUCGACUAGACAAGUAGAUCCCCAGUACUAUGUAGUGCAUUUAGAAGUUUAUUAUCUCAUCAUGUUGAAUCAUCUUCUUCUUCUAAAGAAAGCUGACCCUUCCACCCAGUGAAUUGAUUCAAGCGUUUGAACCUCCAGAGGAAGACUUUGCCGAUUUUGGGGAUGACUUUGGAGAUGAUGACAAACUACUCAGUGGUUUGGGUGCUGGCGAUGAAGACGAGGAUGAUGAAAUGGAUGAUGAGGAAGAAGGAGCUCUUGGCGAGGAGGGUGUUGAUACUGAGGGUGAAGCAGAAGUAGGUGGAGAGGUUGAGGAACAGUUGAAGAGUUCAGCAGAGACAAUGUUGAAGAGCGGCAACAACGCCACGACUCUCCAGGAGGGAGAAGCCCCAGCCUUUGCGAGUGGGAUCCCCACAUCUGAUGUCACUGGGAUGCCCACAUCUGAGGCUACGCAAGAAAAGCAAAAUGAGGACACGCCGAAGACGGAAGCGAAAACGGAAACGGAAAUGAAGGAGGGCACGCCGGUGUCUACUGGCAAGCAGAGCUCCUCGCAAAGUGUGUGAGCUGCUAGUUCUACUCGGGGACGAUGUAGUUUACAGCAAGAGAAUAUGAUCAUGAAGUACAGCUGAAUAUAACGCCUCAUUCUGAAAAGAGCGAGCACUGGAAUAGCGUGCCAUCUAUCCAAAAUGAAACAUGACGAUUUACGCUCGAUAGAGGAAGAAUGACUCACGCGAUCCUCUCCAAUGAAAUCUAUUAUGUGAUUUCUCAAAAUGAAUGCAGCGCGAUUUUUAGUUUCGUAUGAAGAAGUGAUUGUGCUAAAGUUAAAGAGAAGGCUACUCUUUUUGAUAAAUGUGGCACCGAGUUCUCACAAAAAAAUGGCGAUACACGCCUACAAGAAUUUCUUAAAGACUGACCUAAUGAACAACGCAACUAUGAAAGGAGAUUCUCUUCGAAGACAUGUAAUCGUAUCUGUCGUAAGCAAGAACCUGCAAAAUGAAUGCCGUAUUGUGUUCUGUGUUGGUGUUAUGGUUGUCAUCUGCACGUGUGAAGAAUAAUAUUGAUACAAGACGACCUGCACCAAUGAAGAACAAACAGGGG
Messenger RNA from Amoebophrya sp. A25, 3221 nucleotides. NCBI's taxonomy places the organism in Eukaryota, Dinophyceae, Syndiniales, Amoebophryaceae. The record is from the annotation of a GenBank genome assembly.